Messenger RNA from Aspergillus pseudotamarii, 1180 nucleotides. Its product is annotated as SDR family oxidoreductase. The coding region runs from base 404 to 1180 and encodes 258 amino acids. The transcript is spliced from 4 exons. Lineage: Eukaryota; Fungi; Ascomycota; Eurotiomycetes; Eurotiales; Aspergillaceae. The record is from RefSeq and is a predicted model, not a curated record.
UUGAGCCAAGGAACUCUUGAGUGUAAGUAUACAAGGGUAACUAGAGAUCAACUCUUCGCCAUGUGGUGAUGUUGGGUCGAUGCAUCAGCUGGAAGAAUUAUUAUAUCAGGGAUAUUUCACGCGGGGGAAAUGAAUUAUAUUCUGCACAGAAUCCAUAUGGACUCCCUCCUCCCGUUAGGUCUGGGGUAAGAUAAAUCAAUGCGGAGAGGUGGAGAGUUCGUCCAAUGGGUGCGAUGCAAGCGUUCGGCAUUCGUACCGCACCUCCGCAUUUCACCCCUCCUUUGGCCCUCGGAUAUCUCGGCGUAGCGACUAGUAUAUCUUCUCUUGUCUUCUUACGAUUGUCAAUUAAGAUCCCUAAGCAUUUUCAUUCUCUCUCAAGAGCCAUCAUAUAACUAUAUUCAACAUGACAAGGCAGUUGACUUCCGGUGCUCGGUUGCAGGGCAAGGUUGCUAUUGUUACUGGUGGUGGUUCGGGCUUUGGUGCUGCGAUUGCCCGUCGAUUCGGCGAGGAGGGGGCUAAGGUAAUUAUCACCGAUAUCAAUGCAGAGGGGGGACAGAAAGUCGCCGCUCAGAAUCCGGAGAGUCUGGUCUUUCAGCAGAUGGAUGUCACCAAGGCUGAGGAUUGGACGACCGUUAUGGAUCUGGCUUUUUCAAAAUUCGGAAGACUGGAUAUCUUAGUCAACAAUGCUGGGAUAACUUAUCGGAACAAGCCAACGGCCGAAGUCACCGAAGAGGAAUGGGAGCGUGUCUUCAACGUGAACGUUAAAGGAAUCUUCCUCGGCUCUCAGGCCUUAGUGACUCGUUUAAUGGAACAGGGCCAGGGCGGUUCGAUGAUCAAUAUUUCGUCUACUGGUGCGUCGCGGCCGCGGCCGGGGUUGGUCUGGUACAAUGCCUCUAAGGGAGCGGUGUCGAAUGCUACGAAAGGUCUCGCAGCUGAGUAUGGUCCUCACAAUAUCCGCGUCAAUACCGUUAGCCCCCUUCUAUCAGGAACCGGCCUGUUUUCCAUGUUUACCGGCAUGCCUGAUACGCCUGAGAACCGCGAGAAGUUUAUCGGGAAUGUGCCGCUGGGCCGUUUGACAGAUCCUGAUGAUGUUGCAAACAUGUGUCUAUACUUAGCUAGCGAUGAGGGCAGUUUCAUAAACGGAGCAGAGAUGAUUGUCGAUGGAGGGAAGUGCAUCUAG